AUGUUAGGUGCGCAAAACUGGCUACGAUCGGUAAUUACCACAACUGUUCCAUUAAGCAAAAAAACGCUGUAAUAAAACAUUUAACAUUAGCAGAACUGCUAUUUGUUUAUUUUAAUAAUUUAAUGAAAAAUAAAAUUUCAAGUAUAAAAAUAUUUAUAUUUUAUGAUUUUUUUGAUAAAAAAUCAUAAUUCUUCACAAAAUUUUAAAGUUGGAAUUAAUUAGCCUAAGGGAAUUUGAUUAAAAUUGAAAUUUUUUAAAAUUGCCACAAAAGUUCAGGCCCCGAAGGUUCCCGCCCCGAAAGUUCCCUGCCUCAAAAGUUCUUUGCCCCGAAUGUUCCCCGCCCCAAAAAGUCGGCCCCGAAAGUCCUCGCCCCGAAAGUUCCAGCCCCAAAAGUUCAGUAACCCGUUUUUUUUGUAAUAUGAAUUUUAUGAUUUUAGCGAAACAACUAAGUCACGAUGACAUGAAGGCAUUUACAUUUGACUGUAAUUUGGGUGAGAAUGAAGAGGAACCCAAAAAGUAAGAUCUUCAUAAUGAUUACCUACUUUAUAUAGACACUAUACUUAUUUGUUUGAUCAUAGUAAUAAAUGAUUUUCAGAUUUUUAGCUGUGGCUUGUAAGUACGACGUCGUCUACAACUACCACGACCAAAAGCUCCACUUUCUGGAGCCGCACGGUCGAAAAGGAAUGGCAUUAACAGAACUUGUUCCAUCUAAGUUUUUCAGCGAGUGUAGAAGAUUGUCUACAGUGUGGAAUGAAGCGUAGGUUUGAGUAACAGUUUAAGAGUAUAUUAUCUUUAAUUAUAUGCAUAUUUCUAAUAUUAAUGUGUAUAUUACCUUUACUUGUAGGUACGAGUGUACUACGUUUACUUAUAUGAGUAUGUCUAAUAUUAAUGUAUAUUUGUAGGAAUGGAAUGUGGCCUUCUUUCACGUGUCGAAUGCUGGUAACGCGCGAACUUUUUGUACGGUAACAUACAAUGGACAAUAUAUAUAUAUAUUACUUUUUGGUUAAGUAAUAGAGGGGAGGGCUUGGUUGAGAUGUUGAGCUUUGAAUAUCUAUUCUACGCACUUUGUGACCGAAAUUAUUAUUAAGAUUUAUUACAUUUAAUUAUUUCAGGGAAAAUCGAAAGCAGAACUGGAGGCACACUUGCUGGGUAUGUUAAAUUCAGUCAGAGCACUUGCGAUUGAACCAAACGUGCCAGAGAUGUUGUUGUCAUCAGGUGGAAAGGUAAGAAAGUUUAUUUAUGUUGAUAUUAUAUACGUUUUACUUGAAUUACUUAAAUUUUUUAUAAUAGUUUACAAAAAUAGAAUUUAAGUUCAAAAUCAGUUGUUUGAACAGAUCGAUGACACCGGAAGAACAGUUGGAUACGGUAACCAUAGUAAGCAGGCUCUUAUGUUACUUCGCAUAUGACAUGGAAAGCUUUGACCUUACUCAACUCGGUGAGAUACUUAAGAUUUAUUCAAGAUAUACAUUGUUUUGUCAUAGUAGUUACAUUCUAUUCCCACGGUAGAAGGACCAUCUAUAUUAAACCAAAGUCAUUCCAGGAAUCUACAAUUCGGAUCAGCAUCGUUACAGUCUGAUCAAUUCCCGUGCUUCAGAAGCCGUUCACUACACGUGUAACCAAGAACGUUGGAACGCCAAGGAAUGGCUGGAAGGAUGUUCAUGUAGAAUGUCAGCGGCCUUCAAGAACAAACAUCUCCACAAUGUCUGUUGUUGCUCAGUGAUCGCCUUCCACGACUACAUGUUCGCUUACAGCACCGCCAUCUUCAGUGCGCUUCCUAAUUAUUGA
This is a messenger RNA of Bursaphelenchus okinawaensis, 1785 nucleotides long. The record is from the annotation of a GenBank genome assembly. NCBI's taxonomy places the organism in Eukaryota, Metazoa, Nematoda, Chromadorea, Rhabditida, Aphelenchoididae.